CUCCGGGAAGUCAAACUGGAGGAAGGAGGGCAAACUCGGGGAGGCGGGGCUCGGUGCCGCUGGGAGGCCGAGACGGCCGCGGCCCCCGCCCCCCACCCCGCUACAGAUCCGGAUCCGAGCGCUGGCCGCGGCGUCCACAUGGCGGACCCGCGCCCAGAUCCUGAAUCGGAGCCCGAAUCCGUGUUCCCGCGGGAGGUUGGGCUCUUCGCCGACUCUUAUUCGGAGAAGAGCCGGUUCUGUUUCUGUGGACACGUCCUGAACAUCACACAGAACUUCGGGUCCCGCCUGGGGGUGGCAGCGCGCGUGUGGGACGCGGCUCUGAGCCUGUGCAACUAUUUCGAAAGUCAAAAUGUGGAUUUCCGAGGCAAAAAAGUGAUCGAACUGGGCGCAGGGACGGGCAUCGUGGGGAUCUUGGCAGCGCUGCAGGGGGGGGAUGUUACCAUCACUGACCUGCCCCUGGUCCUAGAGCAGAUCCAGGCCAACGUCCAGGCCAAUGUGCCGACUGGAGGCCGGGCCCAGGUCCGCGCCUUGUCCUGGGGGAUUGACCAGCAUGUCUUCCCUGGAGACUAUGACCUGGUGCUGGGGGCUGAUAUCGUGUACCUGGAGCCCACCUUUCCACUGCUGCUGGGCACCCUCCAACACCUGUGCGGGCCCCAGGGCACCAUCUAUCUGGCCUCCAAGAUGAGAGAGGAGCACAGGACGGAGAGCUUCUUUCAGCACCUCCUGCCCCAGCAUUUCCACCUGGAGCUGGCCCAGCGGGAUGAGGAUGAGAAUGUCAACAUCUAUAGGGCCAGACACAGGGAACCAAGACCUGCUUGACGUCACCCUUCUGCUCCUCUGAGCCCCUGUCCUAAGGAAGAAACUGCCAUAUCUUCAAAGCCAUAAACAGGAUCAAAAGUAUGGAUUUCCCUUGCCUCUCUCUUUCCUCCUUCCCUCUCUGUUUCCCCAGAUAUUCUUAGGGAGGCGCCUGCUUGCUAAGAAUCCUAGAGCCCUCACAGCACUGGGGUAGAGCACAAAGGAAGUUCCCAGCUCCUGUUCUCAGAGGAGGAAGACAGGAGGGUAUCCAGGAUUUUUAGGGGUAGGGGAGGCAAAUGGAUGUGAGAGCAGUGGCUGCAGAGACUGUCAGUGAUCCCUUCCAGUCCUGCUGUUGUCUUUUUAUACAGAAUGGAUUUUUUUUUUUACCAGAUUCUAAUGGAAUUUUUUUAAAGGGAAAGAAAUGAGCAUUAAAGAUCUUUCCUGCAUCCAAAGAACUCAGACUUUUGCUGUGGGGUGGGAAGAAGAAACCUCAGACCACCCACUUCUUGCUUCUUGAGAUAGAGUCUGCUGGGACCAUGGCUUUAACUGGGUCACGUCCUCCCAGCCCUGAACUGGGGAUCGGCAGCAGAGCUCUCCUUUGGACUGUAGCUUCUCCACUCUUUUCAGAGUUGAAGCCCUAAUCACUAAGUACUGGGUUCUCCUCCUCUUUGAUUUUUCUUUAGGUUUCCAAGCCCUGUCAGUCCUUCCUUCUUAGUGUUUUUUGCCCUCCCCUCUUUUCCCUUCCCACUGUGGUUCCUGUGGUUGGGGCUGUCUUUACGUACUCCUUGGGCCACAUAUCACCUUCCUCUGGCCUCCUGGCCUCCAUUCUCUCCCUUCAAGCCACACUGCAAACUCUUGUGAUCUUCCAGAAUCAGCUGUGAUUAGGUUCUGCUGCCUACAGAAGAAAGACGCUCCUCUGGUUGGUCUCAGUCUCUCCCAUGUGACCCAGAUUACCCUUGACUUCAUUGCCUGCUGGUGUCUACAUGUGUUGCAACCUCUGGCCAAAUUACAGAAGGUCUACUCUCUGUUCCCUAAUCUGUACCAAGAUCCUCUGACUUCUUCCUUCCUUCCUUCUUUUUGAUGAUUCCCUGCCUGGAAGGGCUGUUUCUCCCUGUCAGAAUCUUCAUUACUCUCAGCCUCUUUCCUGGAAAGAGCUUUUCCUGAGCCUCCUGUUUGGAUGUGAUUUCCUUCUCCCUUGAGACCUUUUAACUAUUUGUUCAUCUUAUGGGACUUACCUCGUCUUGUGUGUCAUUUGUUGGCUCCCUAUUUUCUCACCAUUAGAUUACCCUGGAGGGUAGGGCUGUGGUUUACUCCUCCCUGAGCCCCUGAAGGCUAGUACAGUUCCUGGCACGCAGCUGACGGGCAACAAAUAUUUUGCUCAUUCAGCAAAUAUUUACUGGGUUUGUGGAAGGGACUCCACCCCUACCUCCUCAGGCCUCCUUAGCCAAAUUUCUGAACCGCCCCCCUCCCACCUCACAAGUUUGUCAUGAGUCAUAAAUGGAUGAUGAAUAUGAAAGGGCAUUGGAAAUAAAGAAGCAUAAAAUGUUACCACAUGUCUUGGACUGUUAUUUUGUGACAACUUUGUCGCAUGGUUGGCGUUAUUUUACCUAUGGGGGUAAUUCC
This is a messenger RNA of Diceros bicornis minor, 2418 nucleotides long. It is a transcript of the gene EEF1AKMT3, whose product is annotated as EEF1A lysine methyltransferase 3. The transcript is spliced from 3 exons. Gene Ontology annotation, cellular component: cytosol; cytoplasm. Gene Ontology annotation, biological process: peptidyl-lysine methylation. Lineage: Eukaryota; Metazoa; Chordata; Mammalia; Perissodactyla; Rhinocerotidae. Gene Ontology annotation, molecular function: protein-lysine N-methyltransferase activity. Bases 139 to 819 code for a protein of 226 amino acids. The record is from RefSeq and is a predicted model, not a curated record.